GCAGCUGAGGCGGCGGAGACCGGGGGUCCGGGCGGCGGCAGCGGCGGCGGCGGCGGGCCAAGGAGCCGGGCGCGAUGGAGCGGAAGAGGUGGGAGUGCCCGGCGCUCCCGCAGGGCUGGGAGAGGGAAGAAGUGCCCAGAAGGUCGGGGCUGUCGGCCGGCCACAGGGAUGUCUUUUACUAUAGCCCAAGUGGGAAGAAGUUCCGCAGCAAGCCACAGCUGGCACGGUACUUGGGCGGCUCCAUGGACCUGGGGGCCUUCGACUUCCGCACAGGCAAGAUGCUGAUGAGCAAGAUGAACAAGAGCCGGCAGCGGGUGCGCUAUGACUCCUCCAACCAGGUCAAGGGCAAACCUGACCUGAACACAGCCCUCCCUGUCAGGCAGACAGCAUCCAUCUUCAAGCAGCCAGUGACCAAGAUCACCAACCACCCCAGCAACAAGGUGAAGAGUGACCCCCAGAAGGCUGUGGAGCAGCCCCGGCAGCUCUUCUGGGAGAAGAAGCUGAGUGGCCUGAACGCCUUUGAUAUUGCAGAGGAGCUUGUGAAAACCAUGGACCUCCCCAAGGGCCUGCAAGGAGUGGGACCCGGCUGCACAGACGAGACCCUACUCUCAGCCAUCGCCAGCGCCCUGCACACCAGCACCAUGCCCAUCACUGGGCAGCUCUCAGCUGCCGUGGAGAAGAACCCUGGGGUAUGGCUCAACACAGCCCAGCCCCUCUGCAAGGCCUUCAUGGUAACCGACGAGGACAUCAGGAAGCAGGAGGAGCUGGUACAGCAGGUCCGCAAGCGGCUGGAAGAGGCACUGAUGGCUGACAUGCUGGCCCACGUGGAAGAGCUGGCCCGAGAUGGUGAAGCACCACUGGACAAGCCGGGCACCGAAGAAGAGGUGGAGGAUGAAGAGGAUGAGGAGGAUGAGCCUGACCAAGACCAGGAAAUGGAGCAUGUGUAGCGCGGGUGUGGGUGGACCCCAGGCCACAGCUUGCACUUGGGAAGUGACCACAGGGUGGAGAGACGAUCCAAGGGUCCUUGCGACAUGUUCCACACUGGGUGUCAGCUGUGCUGGGAGAGCACCUAUCUCCCUGGAGGAGCCCAGGGUGGCCUGGUUCUCCAUGUCUUUACAGAGGCCCUGCCCAAGCCCUGCCUGUGUGGGGCACCUACAGACUCAGCCCUUGCCUUGAUGGGACCAGGCUUGGGAGGAAGGUGGUUCCCCCAUCCCUUCUCAGGCAUGUCUACUUCCCUAGGCCACUGGAACACCUGGGGUCAUGGCUGGAGAGUGGUCCCCUGCCUGGUGAACCCCACACUUGUACUUUGAAGGGCCAGGCUUCCGGAAGUGUUGGUUGUUCCUGGGCCCCACCUGCAGGGGGCUGUCUCUCUGGGUCAUGGCUUCUGGAUGCAGUUGUCUCUGGACUCACUGUUGCUGCCCUGAGCUUCUGGACAGAACAGCUGCUCCUGGGCAGCAUGCGGGGUUCUAAUGGGGUCAGAGAAAGGUUCCUGAAACAGUCUUGCUUCCUGAUCUUGAGUGUGAGGGACAAUCCUCUGGGCCAGUCUGUCAGCCCUCCCAGAAAGGGUUGCAGGGUGGUUCCCUAAGUGCCCACCCAGCUGGGCAAAGCCUUGACACUCGUAGCGUGUCUGAAAGAGCGGCACAACCUAGACAUUUUCUUCAAUAAAUUGGUGGUACAAACUAG
This is a messenger RNA of Molossus molossus (Pallas's mastiff bat), 1683 nucleotides long. It is a transcript of the gene MBD3, whose product is annotated as methyl-CpG binding domain protein 3. The record is from RefSeq and is a predicted model, not a curated record. The coding region runs from base 75 to 947 and encodes 290 amino acids. The transcript is spliced from 6 exons. Gene Ontology annotation, molecular function: DNA binding. NCBI's taxonomy places the organism in Eukaryota, Metazoa, Chordata, Mammalia, Chiroptera, Molossidae.